Molecule: messenger RNA, 1719 nt
Organism: Penicillium malachiteum
Lineage: Eukaryota; Fungi; Ascomycota; Eurotiomycetes; Eurotiales; Aspergillaceae
Product: tannase
Exons: 1
Coding region: 1-1719 (572 amino acids)
Source: RefSeq, a predicted model, not a curated record
AUGCACACCUCCUGCUUAGCAGCUGUCUUGGCCGCUGGGUUUGUCACUGUGGUUCAUGCUGCAGAGUCAUUAUCAGACGUGUGUAGUACUGCGCAUGUUAAGAAUUCACUGCCAGUUGAUGCUCUCCUUGGAGUGACAAUACAAAGCAGCAGUGUAACUGCUGCUUCCAUCCUCGACUACAAUGACACAGGCUCACCAUUCUUCCCUGACACUAUUGUGAGCUUCUGCAAUGUGACAUUUAGCUAUAGCCACAAUGGAAAGGAAGAUCAAGUUCUGGUUAACUAUUUCUUACCGGCUCCAGCUGAGUUCCAAAAUCGAUAUGUCUCGCAAGGUGGUGGUGCCCUUGAUAUUUACUCCGGUACUGCGACAAUUGCUGGUGGCGCUCAAUACGGCGCAGUAAAUGGUGGAACUGAUGGUGGCUUUGGAAGUUUUUCAGCCUCAUUUGAUGAAGUUGUACUUCUUGACAAUGGAACGGUCAAUCUCGAUAUUGUCAGUUUAUUUGGCUAUCAAGCACAUUACGAGCUUGGUGUACUUGGCAGGGCGUUUACUCGUCUGUUUUAUGGGAUGUCUGAGAAGGACAAGUUGUACUCAUACUUCCAAGCUUGCUCAGAGGGUGGUCGCGAGGCAUUCAGCCAGCUUCAACGUUAUGGGGACCUUUGGGAUGGUGCUUCAGUUGGUGCUCCAGCUUUCCGCUAUUCAUUCCAGCAAGUUCAACAUCUUUUCUCGAAUGUGGUCGAAAAAACAAUCGGGUACAAUCCUCCUCUCUGCGAAAUGGCAACAAUCAUCAAUGCGACCAUCAACUAUUGUGAUAAACUGGACGGCAGAACGGAUGGAGUUGUGGCUCGAACAGACCUUUGCAAAUUGAAAUUCGAUCUUGAGACUUUGAUUGGGGAAAGCUAUGAAUGCGCCGCAUCAGGCAUCACCCCUAUUCAGAAGGGUAAUAUCACGAAAAAAGGAGUUCAAGUGGCAAACGAAAUUAUCAACGGCCUACACGAUUCCAAGGGACGUCGUGUAUACAUUUCCUAUCAGCCAACAGCUGACUUCCAUGAUGCUCAAACCACAUAUAACUCUGAAACUGAUUCGUGGGAUAUCUCUAUCGUUGGACUUGGCGGGCAAUAUGUGGCCCAACUACUCCAGAACAUCAAUAUUGAGAAUCUUCCAACUCUUGACAAUGUCACGUAUGAUACACUCAAGUACUGGAUGAUAGAGGGUAUGCAACGAUAUCAAGAUACGUUACAGGUCAACUGGCCAGACCUCACCCCCUUUCAGGCCAGCGGGGGGAAGCUUAUCCACUUCCAUGGUGAAUCUGAUAGUAGUGUGCCUACUGCCUCAUCAGUUCGAUACUGGGAGUCUGUCCGUAAGACCAUGUAUCCUGACCUGGAUGACGAUGAGAGCACCAGUGCAAUCAAAGACUGGUAUCGCCUUUACCUUGUACCCGGCGCUGCCCAUUGCGAUUGGAACGACGAGCAGCCCAAUGGUCCAUGGCCGCAGACAGGUCUCCAAACAAUUAUUGACUGGGUUGAAAAUGACAUUGAACCAAUCAAACUCAAUGGAACAGUGGGAGCAGGUAAAAAUGCCGGUGAUAUUAUGGAGAUUUGUGCAUGGCCGCUCCGACCUUACUGGAGGAAUGAUGGAAAGACUCUUGAAUGCGAGUAUGAUCAGGCUUCUAUAGACACAUGGAUAUAUGAGUUUGAUGGUGUCCCAGUGCCGGUUUACUAG